Messenger RNA from Emiliania huxleyi CCMP1516, 2295 nucleotides. RefSeq lists its product as hypothetical. Lineage: Eukaryota; Haptophyta; Isochrysidales; Noelaerhabdaceae. Gene Ontology annotation, cellular component: Golgi apparatus. Gene Ontology annotation, biological process: cell wall pectin biosynthetic process. The transcript is spliced from 3 exons. The record is from RefSeq and is a predicted model, not a curated record. Gene Ontology annotation, molecular function: arabinosyltransferase activity. The coding region runs from base 1 to 2295 and encodes 764 amino acids.
AUGUCGAGGCUGGGCGACGGCUCGCACGCAGCUGCAAGCGGCCGCUCGGUGCACGAGCACGCGACUGUGCGCUUUGGUGGCAGCUUUGAGGGCUCUCCACGCAGCACCGAGCAGCUGGCGCCGCCUCGAGCUGCGCCCUCGGCCGCACCGCCGGUGCGCGCAGGAGCGCCGGCCGCCAGCGCCACCAACGCCAACUUUCUCAAGCCAGGCGGCGGCUCGAAGCUGCUGUUCAACGAGGCGGCGCGGCAGCAGCUGGCGCCGUAUGCAGGUGCCGCCGGCACCACCGUCCACUUCACGUUCGGCUCCUCCGUCAUGGUCGACUUUGUGCAGAACUGGCUCCACUUUGCGCGCCGAGCCGCGCUCAAGCCGCUGCUCGUGGGCGCCGCGGACGCGGCUCUCCUCAGCUUUUGCAACAACAAGUCGGUGCCGGCCGCCGCCAUCUCCCCCGACCUGGACGUCUGGACAUACGAGCGGAAGCCCGCGCAGGAGGGCGUGUACCAGAUCAAGACGCAGUGGGCUUACUUUCGCCACCACGACUCGGACUUUCUCGAGAUGGGCCUCGUCAAGGUUGCCUUCUUGUGGGAGCUGCUGGUCGCUGGCCUGAACGUGCUCAUCUCCGACUUGGACGUCGUGUGGCUCAACGGGCACUGGGCGCGCUGGAUGGCCUACGGCGGCGCCGAGCCUCCUCUUCCCGAGGCGUCGCUGCUGGCCGCCGCAGACAUCCUCGUCUCGACCGACGAGCUCAACGCCGAGGCGGACCUGGCGGGCCGGCGGCCGAGCCACGGCUCCGACCUCAACACGGGCGUCGUCUUCCUUCGCUGCACGCAGGGCUCAAAGGCGAUGGUGCAGGCGUGGCGGCAGGCGAUGCUGGGCAGGAAGGGAGACAAGCACCUCAAUGAGAAUGUCAACGACCAGUCGCUCUUCCAAGGCGUCGUCCGUGGCGCGGAGCUGCGCGGCGGCGAGCUCGACGAGCUGCUGCGGCGCAGCGGUGCCGUGGACAGGCUUGGGCUCGCCGAGGCGACGUCGACGCGAAGAGUCUACCGCGCGCUGGGGGGGCCGCCGUGCUUGCCGCAGGAGCGCUGCGCGCCCUCCUCCUUCACCUUUGGCACGCUGCCGAUGCGUCCCUUCAGCGGUGGCCACACCUGGUUCAACCAGAACGUGCAGGACAUGGCCGGGCACGAGCAGCCUCGCAACGAGCCCAUCACCGUCCACUUCACCUUCCAGUUCGGCGACACCGGCACCUACCCGCACGGCAAGCGGCAGCGAGCGCGCGAGGCCGCGCUCUGGGCCGUCGACCCGCCUGAGUACUUCACGGAGGGGGUCUUUGUCGCCCUCGACGGCCCAACCUACUCGGAGGCGGAGCAGGCGGCCGUCUACGCUCGCUUCCCGUCGUGGUCGCCGCAGAGGCACAUGCACAUGGACGCGCCGCAGAGGCAGGCCGUGCGCGACCUGCUCGGACUCGCCACCGCCGUCGGCGGCAUCCCCGUGCUCCCCUCUCUGUGGUGCCACUGCGACCGGUAUUGGGGCUUCUUGAAGAACUGCCGCUUCCCGAUGGUGCCGAACAUGAAUUUGCCUUUCAACUGCCCCCAGGACGCGCUCUACGACCCGACUCGGUGGGCGGCCAAGGGAGUGCGCUGGCGCGAGCACACCUUCCUCGACAACCCCAACGCGCGGCCCGGCGUUCGCGUCAUUCGAAUCGCCAACCACCACUUGCGCCGCCUCUGCCGCUGGCUAGGCUCGUCGCAGGCCAACGCGAACUUCAACAAGCUGGCGCGGUACAUCUUGACGGAGAGCUCGAGAUACUGUCCGCAGGAGGAUAUGGGCGGCUAUGGCGGUGGCAGCUUCGAUUGGCAAAAUCCGUUCGUCGCGUAUAACUGCACGUGGGGGUUUCACUAUCCUUCGCCCUUCCCGGAAGGCAAGGCCGCAUGUAGCGCGACGGGCGAGCAGCGUGAGCGCUCCUCCUCGGCCGGUGGUCUGCUCUCGUCGCUAUUGCCGCCGGUGAACGCCGCCGGUGAGCCGCUGGCGGGUGCCGACGGCGUCAAUGUCGCGGAGCGUCCCAACUCGACCACGUGCCCGCGCAUCAUGCUGUGCGACUACAACAUCCUCCCAGACGGCUCGAUGACGAAGCCCAUCCGAUGGUGCAACAUUGAGGGGUACAACGGCAUGAAGCAGGACCACCUGCCUGCCACGCGCGCGAUGCUCGCCAAGAUGCCAGAUGGCCGCUGCCCUUACCCUCCCGGCGACAUCCCCGGCAUGCCAGGCUUCGACCGGAGAGGUCACUACAUAGGUGCCUAA